AUGAACAUCCCGACCAUGAUGGUUGUCGAUAAACUUUCGCGCCCGAACGCGCAGUCCGGCUGGCCGAGGAACGAAUGUUCCGCGCUCGGCCAAAACGUCCGUCCGACUGAAGUCUCGGCCAAAGUUCAAACCGUUCGGCCGAUCACGCAUCACGACCCGGGAAACAUUGUCCCGCGGUCGGCCAAGCCACAACGUCACGCCACGCCGCGCACGACCAUGCCGCGCGAGCCGGGAACAAGCCUCGCGGCCGCGCAACCUUCUCGCGUACCACGGCCGAUGGUCCGAGCCGUCCCACGUCCGGCCGAGAAACCAUCGGCCAAAUUCCAUCCCGUCCGACCACCGGCCGACCGAAAUCAUCCGGCCACGACCGUUCCGACUCGGCCAAGACCCGACUGUCCGGCCGACGUCCCGACCGACCGUCCGAACGCCGCGGUCGACCCGAAGCCGUUUUUGAAGCCCAAUCCGCACAAUUCAAGCCCAAAGCCGGCGCCGACCUAG
Messenger RNA from Microthlaspi erraticum, 498 nucleotides. The record is from the annotation of a GenBank genome assembly. Lineage: Eukaryota; Viridiplantae; Streptophyta; Magnoliopsida; Brassicales; Brassicaceae.